Messenger RNA from Pomacea canaliculata, 5019 nucleotides. Its product is annotated as cyclin-T1-like. The record is from RefSeq and is a predicted model, not a curated record. NCBI's taxonomy places the organism in Eukaryota, Metazoa, Mollusca, Gastropoda, Architaenioglossa, Ampullariidae. Gene Ontology annotation, biological process: positive regulation of DNA-templated transcription, elongation; regulation of transcription by RNA polymerase II. Gene Ontology annotation, cellular component: cyclin/CDK positive transcription elongation factor complex; nucleus. Gene Ontology annotation, molecular function: cyclin-dependent protein serine/threonine kinase activator activity. The transcript has 11 exons. The coding region runs from base 151 to 2631 and encodes 826 amino acids.
UUUAAGGAAUAUUACUACAAUUAUAACUUUACUUUUCUACCUCUCAUGUACUACAAAAUGUUUUGAUCAUUUAAUCAAAACGUUGCUUUUCCAAAGGAUCACAUAAUUCUGGCAUCAAAAUAUGUAUAGGUCUAUUCACAAGAUCGAGAAAUGGAGAAUAAGAGGUUUAACUGGAUAUUUUCUAAAGAAGAAUUACAGAACACUCCUAGCCGAAAAUGUGGAAUUGAUGCAGAGAAGGAGCUAGCGUAUCGUCAACAAGCAGCUUCAAUGAUUCAGGAUAUGGGGCAAAGACUGCAAGUAAAUCAGCUGUGCAUAAAUACCGCGUUGGUGUACAUGCAUCGAUUCUACAUGUUUCACAGUUUUACCAAGUUUCACAGAAAUAUGAUGGGACCAGCCUGCAUCUUUCUUGCUGCAAAAGUAGAGGAACAGCCUCGCAAGCUUGAACAUGUUCUUAAAGAGCGUCAUCGCUGCUUAUGUAGAGAUGGCCCUAUCUUUGAUAAUAAAUCUGACGCAUAUUUGGAACAAGCACAAGAGCUUGUUGUCUGUGAAAAUAUUCUUCUGCAAACACUUGGAUUUGACAUCACUGUCGAUCAUCCUCAUACACAUGUUGUGAAAACAUGUCAGCUUGUACGUGCAAGCAAGGAUUUUGCACAGACAAGCUACUUUCUUGCAACAAACAGCUUGCAUUUGACAACAAUGUGCCUUCAAUACCCCCCGACAGUUGUGGCUUGUGUUUGCAUCCACCUGGCUUCCAAAUGGGCUGACUAUCAGAUAAACACUUCCAAGGAAGGAAAAGAGUGGUACUGGUACAUUAACAAAACAGUCACCAUGGAACUGCUUGAAGAAUUAGCAAAUGACUUCCUAACAAUUGUGGAUAAAUGUCCAGAGAAGCUUAAGAAGAGCAUUAUGGCUAAAGUUACCAAGCGUGGCAUAUCAGAAAAAGAGGAAGAACAGCCUGCCAAGAAACGUGUUCGUACAGAGGCAUCUGCAACAAUAUCAAGUUCUGCAUCUACCUCCAGCGAAGGCAAAGCAGUCCACUCUACAAAAAUUUCUGAUGAACUGGAUUUGCACUCUUUGCUUUCCAUGAAAGCGCUGGACAUGCAACGAGUUGACAUUUCACCCAUCAGGCAUGGAGUGGCUUUGGCACAAUCUGGCAUGACACAGGGGAACAUGCUGCCAGUAACUGUGGAGCCCACUCAUAUGCAGGCUGUGACCUUCCCCAGUCCUGUUAAUGAGCCAAUCAUGAUGCCUUUACCAGUGGAGAAUGUGAAGCAGGAAAAGGUUGCACCACUGCCAUCUGCCCCUGAAAAGCUUUCACUUCGUGACUACAGACAGCGUAAUGAACAGCGCCCCCCGCCACUUGCAUUACUGCCAGUAAAUGCCACAGAUAAGCAGGAUGUGGCGAAGACGUCACAGCAUGUCAUGCUCAAGGAGGCUAAGGUGUUGGUACAUGACAUGCAGCACUCACAGGGCCAUGACAAGCUGAUUUUCACCACUGCACAACACGCCUACGAUGCCAGUCGCAAACGCCAAAAUUCUGGUUCCCACAGCGACUCCGAAAAGCGCAGGCACCACCACCACUAUCACCACCAUCACCCCCCCUUGCAUGGAGGUCAAGAAGUCAAUCAGAGGGAUGAAACAGAGCAUCGUCAUACCAGAGUUGAAGAAAAUACAGUUGUGGGUGGCAGGGAAUUAGAGGGCAAGUCAUCCCUCAAGGUGCACAUCAAGCGUGAAUCAUCAGGGGCUCAUCAUAUACACCAUUCUUCAUCUUCUCCCUUGAAGCUGAAAAUAAAACGUGAUCCAGAAACAGCUACGAUGCAUGCUGCUAGUGAUGGUGGAAAGGCUGAAAGAGACAGAGAAAAAAAGGAAAGUCUAAAACUGCGUCUGCCCAUAAAUUCCACUGGUCGAGGUGAUAGUGAUAAACACUCCCGCAGUAAGGGACACGAUGUGUCUUCUGCACAGACCCCGCAGAAACUUACCAUCCUCAUGGGUUCUGGCACUGGAAAUGCCAGUAGUUCUGGUGGAGUUGUCGUAUCUAGCACUUUGAACUCUAAUGGACACAGUGAUCGUAAACGCUCUAAACAUUCACGUAGCCAUUCUCAGGUAGUUGAUCAGAGCCUACAUCAUGCCAGUUCCACCAGAUCUUUGGAUUCAUCUCUCAGGCAAUCAUCUUCCUCCACUCUCAUAUCUGCUCCUCCACCACCUCCUCCUGAACCCCUUCCACCUAGUACAUCUUCUAUGAAUCUACCCUAUAUAUCAGCAAUUAGUUCCACUUACCAUCCAGUUUCCCACCACCCACCCUUACAAACCCAGUUUAGUGGAUUUUCACUAAAUGAUAGUUUUCUGGAACACCUGCCAGAGAACAUAUUUGAUACAGAUAACCCUUCAAAUGUUGGUGAUAUGAAUGGUUUGGCAUACGAUGCUCCUCAGACUCCAACCGCAGAGAAUUUCAAGCAGAUAAUGGUGCAGCACAAGUCUCGACACCAUCCCCGUCAUAACUCUUUUCACAUCCCACCUCAUCCGCUCAUGUAUCCUGUAGACAACUGUUACCCUCAAAACCCACCUCUCCCUCCACCCUUACCCCCAGAACCAAACCCACCACCCCCUCCGCCCCCACCACCGUCUCACUGAAGUACUUUGGUCAUCAAGGGAAAGUGUGAGAAAUGUUUUACAUGAAUGACAGUGUUUGCUGGUUUGUGUGAAUAGGUGUCACUUGUCAUUUGUCUUCUUUGACUUCGCCCAUCAUCAUAAAAGAUGUUAAUGCAUCUUUAUUGCAUCAGAAAAGGAAAUAUGUAAAAUAGAGCACCAGAGAUUUUUCAAGUUUCCCGCCUCCCUCCCCAACUGCUGAGUAAUUACCAGAUCUUUUUUUUUUUUUCUUAAGUAGUUUUAUUUUUUCCUUCACUUGUGCUCUUGUGAUGAGUGCAUUAAGGAAGUGGUGCUUACAUUGCUUGCUGCCACUGCAGGCAAGUCAAUGGUGCCUGGAUUUAGUUCAAGUAUGAUUUGUAGCUUUUUUAUAAAAUUGUUCCCUUUGAAAUUUAGGUUGUGUCCCAUUUUUUCCCCGCUAUUUCCAUUGCGGGGGAGAAAAAGUUCAUCUCAUGCACAUUUUGAUGACAAAACUCCGGAGAUUUUUGUCUAUUGAACAGUACCUGCUGGUGAAAAAAAGGUUAAUACAUUUCCAGUCUUGAAGGUUUUGUAGUUGUUGGUGUGCUAGAUCUAGAGUAGAUUUUUAGUGGGUUCUAAGGAUAACUUUAAGAUUAUAACUUUUUAAAUAGGAAUAUGACUGAAAUGGUACAAUAUUUUAAGAUGUUGAAGUAUGUAUGUCCUUAUGACAUAACUAUUAAAAGGUUAUGCUACUGGGUGGCAACAUCACAGGGUCAUUCUCUCCUUAGUUGAACACUCAGCUCCAUCCAUUCAUCACAUUGUUAAAAUGAUUUUGUUGAGGUUAUUUCAGUAAUAGCUCAGUGAUAGAAAUAACCUACUAAGACUACUGCAAACUGAUUCUUUAACGCAUGUUUGCUACCAAGAUGAGAGUCGGGCUUGUUCCCGUAUAUGGUAACACCUGGCCACACUUUGCAUUGUACAAAAGCUUUGUGGUUGUAUGCGUUAACUUGAGCUUUUUCAGACCAGCAAGUGUAAAACUGCCUAUGCCAUUGUGAAUAAGGGAUGUAAAAGGUGUUUUAACUAUGGCUUACUAUUUAUAAAGGCAGAUUUGAAAAGCUAUUUGAACACAAAAGCUUGACAAAAAGUAUGCCCAUUUUUUUUUGUUUUUGUUUGAGCAUUUCUGCCAUCAGAUAGUUGGAGUCUGUUCUUGACCAGUGCUAGUUUGCUAAGUCGUUCUUCAAGAAAGAAUGCUCAAGUUCAGUUUGCCUUAUGUUCUUGCACUUGGCUGUGUGAUCAUCUACCUUCACCCAGGGGGUUAAAAAAAACUUAAAUGUGAAAACAAUAUUGAGUUCAUUACAAGAUGAUCCUCAAAUGCUCCAUUUUCAAGCUACAUUUAAAGUUACAAAGUGGGCUAGGUGUUACACCAAAGGCUUACUAAGGCAUUGCACUAACAGGGCCAGUUUACACUAUUUUAAAAAAAGCCAACCUGCACCAUUAUAUCCCUGAAGUGUGCACCUGGGUAGAACUGGGUAUAUUGGCAAGAUAAAAAAAUUUGAGUGCAGUGACAUUAACCAAAUCAAACAUCACCGCAUAGUAACCUGCUGCAGGUGCUAACAUGGUGUUUGGAUUUUGGAUUUGCAUUCAUAUUUAGGAUGCCUUUUGGUUUGACUUGUAGCAACAUACCAUUGCUAUAUGCUGACAAACAAGGGAUAAACUAGUUCAGCAGUUUUAAGCUUUUUUUAAAAAAAAAAAAAAAAAAACAUGCUGGAAUGGUUAAUUCCAAAAGUUACUUGAACUGUGUUGAUCACCGAGUGAUAAUGUUUCCUUGGCAAGAAGAAAGUUGCCUACUCUGACCUCAUAUAUGGUACAGCUUUCAAGAUGGGACGCAUUUCUUUCACUUGGAUUAAUAGGGCGGAGAGCUGUCCUUGUUUUUAAUAAUGCUGUGAGUGCUUACGAAUGUAGAUUCCCAGAGUAUCUCGAAAUUUGAAGAAAAUAUAUAACUAUCAGAAAAAAAUGCACAGUACCAGAAUGCAGCAAGAGGGUUUUUUUUUUUUUUUGUAUUGGAAGGACUUUUUCCUCGCCAUGUCUUUGUGUUCUCAGUUUCUCUGUGAUUUUUAAGCACACUUGUAAAUCUUUUGAAGUGUUGGCAGUAACAGUGUUAUACAGUAUGUGCACUACUGACGAGCAAGUGUUUUUGGUUAAGUGUUGUAUAUACAACUGAUGAGCAAGUGUUUGUGGUUAACUGUGUGUACAACUGAUUAACGAAUGCAUAUGGUUAAAUGUUAUAUAUGUGCAGACAUGGAACCAAGUUGACAGAAAGGUAAGUGAACUAAUACGCUAAUUGUGGACUAUUGAAAAAUGUUUAAAAUGAUUCCUUAUGGCAAAAUAAAGAGAAAUUGAAUUUUUUAAAAAGAAAAA